CGUCUUGGAGAGGGCAGGGACGCGCACACAGCAUCAGCAGCUCAGUCUGGUUGGAGCCACCGGUUGAGAUCAUUCACCACUCAGACCACCGACUGUCUGCACGGAUACAAAUCAACCACCUGCAGGAAAACCUUCCUCAAACAACACAAUGGACCUCCUCCUCGGUCCUCCAGACGACCAGGAGAACAUCAGAUGAAACCUGAGAUGCUGCGUAAAACCCCGGAGCUGUUUGAGUCAUGUCUGAAACACAGCGAUGGGCAAGUUUGACGACACCGAGAGGAUAAUCCUCAACGUCGGAGGCACCAGACACGAGACCUACAAGUCCACCCUGAAGACCCUCCCGGGGACCCGUCUGGCCCUGCUCGCCUCCGACUCCUCGGACCUGGACUCUGUUCUGGAUCAGCUGCAACAAGUGCCCGGCUUCCUCGAGUACAACGCCCGGACCAACGAGUACUUCUUCGACCGCCACCCGGGCGUCUUCGCCUACGUGUUGAACUACUACCGCACCGGGAAGCUGCACUGCCCGGCCGAUGUGUGCGGUCCUCUGUUCGAGGAGGAGCUCUCCUUCUGGGGCAUCGAUGAGACGGACGUGGAGCCCUGCUGCUGGAUGACGUACCGGCAGCACCGGGACGCGGAGGAGGCUCUGGAUGUGUUCGAGCUCAACGUGGACACCGGGGAGGAUGAGGAGGAGACGGGGAAGAGGCUGGGCAUCGAGGAUGAUGUAAAUGCUGAUGGGAGUAGUAAUGUCAGCCUGUGGAGAAAGUGGCAGCCGGUGGUCUGGAAUCUAUUCGAGGAUCCGUACUCCUCCAGGGCGGCGAGGUUUAUAGCCUUUGCAUCUUUGUUCUUCAUCCUGGUCUCCAUCACCACCUUCUGCCUGGAGACUCACGAGGCUUUCAACACCAUCAUCAACAAGACUGACCCGAUGCGGAACAGCAGCUUGCCGGACUUGGGCCCGCAGUACGAGAUCAAGACGGACCCGGCGCUCACCUACGUGGAGGGCGUUUGCGUCUUCUGGUUCACCAUCGAGUUCCUGGUGCGUGUGACCUUCUGCCCGGUCAAGUUGGAGUUUAUUAAGAGCGUUCUCAACAUCAUCGACUUUGUUGCCAUCCUGCCUUUCUACUUGGAGGUAGGGCUGAGCGGCCUUUCUUCGAAGGCUGCCAAAGAUGUGUUGGGUUUCCUCAGGGUGGUGCGUUUUGUUCGCAUCCUGCGUAUCUUCAAGCUAACACGUCAUUUCGUGGGACUAAGGGUGCUGGGCCACACGUUACGGGCCAGCACCAACGAGUUCCUGCUGCUCAUCAUCUUCCUGGCGUUGGGAGUGUUAAUUUUUGCCACCAUGAUCUACUACGCCGAACGGAUCGGCGCUAAGCCCAAUGACCCCACUGGUAGCCUCCACACCGAGUUCAAGAACAUCCCCAUUGGCUUCUGGUGGGCCGUGGUGACCAUGACAACACUGGGCUAUGGCGACAUGUACCCAAAGACCUGGUCGGGCAUGGUUGUGGGCGCGUUGUGCGCUUUGGCGGGUGUGCUGACAAUAGCCAUGCCCGUGCCCGUUAUCGUCAAUAACUUUGGGAUGUACUACUCGCUGGCCAUGGCCAAGCAGAAGCUGCCCAAGAAGAGGAAGAAACACAUCCCUCAGGUGGUGCAGGGAGGGUCCCCCAUCUACUGCAAAGCCGAUCUCAACACCACCUGCAACAGCACUCAAGGUGACCUGUGCCACGUCAAAGGGAGCAGAGUGCUAGAACGCCACCGCUCAGUUCUGUCAGCAGACUGCAGCGGCGGCAGCGACCUGACCAUGUCUCCAGAGGAGAGGGUCCCCAUGCGAAGGUCCAGCACCCGGGAACACGACCGCCGGAGCACGGGGACGUGUUUCCUGCUCGCUGCUAGUGACUACACCUGCCCUGCAGAUGGAGGGAUGUUGAAAACAGGCUAUGAGAAAUCCCGGAGCUUAAACAACAUAGCGGGCAUGGCUGGUAACGCCCUGAGGGUGUCUCCUGUGAGCUCGCCCUACGGAUCGCCCUGCCCGCUGCGGCGCUCUCGCUCCCCCAUCCCCUCCAUCCUGUGAGACGUCCACUUUGGCCUAAAGCACCCCCACACAUCCUACCCACCCCAACAAACCACCUCCCUUUUGAUAUUAUAUCUGAACUCUGUUCUAGAUAUUGUGAAUUUGUAGCUAAGACUAAUGUUAGUUUGAGCUUUUCCUCGAAGAUAGAUGUGCUUAGCUAACAUCCUGGUCCCGUGUCACUCGGAGUUCCCCUUUAGUUCCAUAUUGUCGUAACACUUUGCAAUAAAAAGAACUCUGACUGGUGGCUCCAGAAGUAGCAGCCAUAACAUUUAAUAAAGGACAACAUGAAUAAUCAGGGAUAUUAGAUGUUGCUAUAUUUAGAUACCUUGAAGACGUGCUUCCAAAAAAAGAAACGAGAGAUGUCACUUCAUUUUUAACCUCAUACGACUGUGACUUUGUUUUUGCUACUUUUAUUUUUUUUGGGACGGAGACGGGAGGAUUUCAUCUUUCAGGACGACUCACACAAAGCACAGUCUGUCGCUCUUCACCUGCCGCUGGGCCUGCUCAUGUUUUUGCAUGGAUCAUCCUGUAACCAUCGUCUGCAAGCGCUGUGGCAAAGCGGGGGAAGGAACGUGAGGAGAGCUUAUGGAAAUAUAUAUCUUUAUAUAUAUAUUUGAAGGAGUGUUUAUUUAUUAUGUUGGGCUUUACUGGACUGUCUCAUUUCGCCAUUGGCUUCACCAACAAUCCACCCAGGAGACUGAAAACACAGAACGCCAGCUGGGUGUUGGUUUCUCUCUGCAUGUGGGUUUUUCUUCUUUUUUUUUGCUUGUCUUGCUGCUAUUUCCGAUUAACUUUCUCCCCACCUCCUUUUGUGUUUUUGUUUUUCUUUGCCACCAAAAAGCUUGUUUGUGUCUCUGGUUGUUUGCUCACAGAUAACUGCAAAGAGGUUGUCUUUACUGGUUUCACACAAGCAGAGAGCAGCGUUCUGUCUUAAUGGCUCGAGGGGGAAGACGCUGCCAUGGCGGAAAGACGAUUCAUUUCCUUUUUGAAUGACGGUGAUGGUGGGAUAAUUCAUCAUCAGUAUGAGGACCUAUUGCAGUGGGAGGACCCCAUUUGGAGCCGCUCCUACAGGACAGUAUGGAGGACGAGGAGGCGCGCAAAAACUCUUGACUGACCACCGCCGCCACCCAGCCGACGGCACAGUGAGCAGGACAGAAACUCACGAGGAAUCCUGGGAGGACUUUGAUAAGCAUUUACCUUUUCCUGAUUUCCUGUUUUGGAACUGUGGAGAAAAAAAAGGAGAGCAAACUGGACACGUCUUUAAUUAAAACAGACUAUACUACUGUAUAGAUAUCGCUCCUGUAAAUAAGACAACAACACAGCACAUCUGGGCCAAGCUGGCUCCGUCCACACAUCUGUCUUUUGACGGCGAGUCAGGUUAACGAGGUGGGUUUGGUUUUGCGUCGUGACACUCGAUCACUUUCCUCGCCGUGGUAUCCCUCCUCGCAAUAAGUGUAUUAAAGAUGUAUCAGUUGAGGCACUUUGUGUUCUAAAAAUGGAGUGUAUUCAUAUAUGAAAUUCUACAUACAGUAUAUACAGUAUAGAGAGACAAAAACGUGCUAAGUUGAAUAAAUGUGACAUUACGGUUCAUCUCUGCUUUUGUUUCCCUUGGUGAUUUUCAGUAGGUUAAUUGCUCUGCCGUGUGUUAAUGUGUGUGUGUGUAUCCUAAAACACCAGGGUAAGAUCUGCAGUUUGAACGGCCCGGUCAGUGGAGACCAACGAGUGGACUUGAUGCCGUCACUCUUCCAGUUAGUUUUAGCACAAACACAAAUGAGACAGAGUUCCCCUGUGAUGCAGUCGCCGUUGUAGAAGCCCCCCCUACCCCUUCUCCAUGCCGUGCAUUUAACAUGCAACCAACCUGCGUUUGUGCUGCAGAAACACAAACCAAAUUAUUCUCACCAAACUAUUCCUCAUAAUAGCGGAGCGGAUAACAUCUAGUUUUCAAUCAAAUCGUGCAAAUACUGAUACAAGCACCAAAUUUGGCAUGAUGGUUGCCAAGGGGUUACUAAGCAAAUAUAAACGAUUGGCCACUUGAAAAUCCAAGAUAGACAGAUAGAAAUUGACCCGCUGAUAAUGAUUUAUUUAUCUCAUAGAAAUUCAUCUACUUGAUUGAUUUGAGUGAUCUUGGUGUCAAAUUAUAUGUUUUCUGGCAUGCUGGAUCUAAUUUUGAUAGUUUUAACAAUUUUUAACUGUAAUAAGCUUGUCAUAUUCCUGCUUAUCCGGUAGUUAAAAGGGAAGGAAACUUUGGACUACUGAUCCCAUGCUCGAGCAAGUAGAUGAAUUUCUAUGAGAGAAACCAUCAUCUGCAGGUCAGUUUCUUGGAUUUUCACGUGGCCAAUCGUUCAUAUUUGCUAAGCAUCCCCUCAGGAAUCAUGAUGCCAGAUUUGGUGCUUUUAUCACUUAUAUUUGCCUGAUUUUUCCACUAUCCGCUCCACUAUAACUCCUGGUGCGCUAAACAAAAUAACUUCCAAACUUUUCCCUCUUUUGUUUGGGGGUUGGAGCAAAAAGUGUAGCAGAAGUUUACCAAGAUAUAAAAGCGGGGCUUCUAGAGCGGCUACAUCUGCACGGUAGCAAUCACCAAGUACCCAAAACAAUCAGAUCGGAUUUGCAAUAAGCACCCGAAAAACAAAAAGCGCCGAUCCACACUGUGAUUCCAGUUUAAAAACAAGAAGGCAAAAAAGAAAAGUGAAGCUCUGAAAGCUGAAAGUAAAAGGACCGGCAGGUGGCACAACUCUUUGUGCGACGUGUUGGGCUAUAGCUGUCACCCUGUAUACCCACAAUCCUCCUCGUGUAGUACACACGCUGCUUUACUCUUUGAAUUGACAAAAGGGUUACCCGUUCUUUGUGUAUUUUUAGGAUGACGUCGUGACUUGGAGGGAGAAAAAAAAGAAAAAAAGGUGUUUAUUUUUUUGAAUCCAGAAAACAUGUAUUUUUGUGUCUUACUGUUGAGUACAUUUGCUCUUACCUGUGAAAGUCAUGGUAGUCUGAUGCUGUGCUUCUCCAUCGUGUCCUCAAACUUGUCAGGCUUUUUUGGAUCCGAGUUCAUGUUUUGUAUGUUUUACUGUGAGGAAAAAUUCUAGUUUGAAGUCUGUAUUUGUGGAGCCUUUUGUUGGCAUUCUAAAGUGCAUGCUGAAAAAAAAACAAAAACAACCAUUAUGUCAAAUUGUAAAAAAAAGAAAAAAAAAAAGAUGACAUACUGUAUAUCACGUUCAAAAACAAUGUGUAUAGAGUAAAGGUAAAUGCUAUGUGAGAGAUUCACAUAAACUAUUUAUCUUUUAA
This is a messenger RNA of Sebastes umbrosus (honeycomb rockfish), 5341 nucleotides long. RefSeq names its product potassium voltage-gated channel, Shaw-related subfamily, member 2 (gene kcnc2). Gene Ontology annotation, molecular function: protein binding; delayed rectifier potassium channel activity. The record is from RefSeq and is a predicted model, not a curated record. NCBI's taxonomy places the organism in Eukaryota, Metazoa, Chordata, Actinopteri, Perciformes, Sebastidae. Gene Ontology annotation, biological process: potassium ion transmembrane transport; protein homooligomerization. Bases 254 to 2062 code for a protein of 602 amino acids. The transcript has 5 exons. Gene Ontology annotation, cellular component: dendrite membrane; neuronal cell body membrane; axon.